AUGACCAUUUCUUUUGCUGGGGAGUUCCUGCAAAAUGCAGAGGAGCUUAUAAGGAUGGGCCUGCACCCAAGUGAGAUCAUAAGUGGGUACAAUAAAGCCAGAAAAAAGACGAUCGAAAUCCUAGAUGAACUGUUGGCCAAGAAGUUGUUUCGUAUGAGAUAUAGGCAUCAAUCUUCUUUCUUGGGUUGUUUGUUGCAGGUUCUUUGCUCUCAAGAGAAAAAGCAACAUAUUGUAGUUCAUGCUUUGGAAUUGCCACUCUUCUGUUACGAUGGACAUGUGGUUCAUUUGGUGCAUGGUAAGAGUGUGGAAGAUAUUGAUUAUGGUGGAGGUCUUUCUUGCAUAAAUUGGGAAGCAAAUUUUAAGGUUGGACGAGUUUUUCCAAAUAAGAUUGCCCUUAUAAAAACCUUAUGUUUAGCAGCAGUCAGAGGCCACUUUCGAUUUAGAACAGUCCAAUCUGGGAAACGUAGGUUGUGUGUUCGUUGUUGGCAACUUCCUUGCCCUUGGCGACUUCGGGCAUAUAAAGUUGGAUUACAUGAGUUUAGGGUUGUUAAAUACGAUCCAUUUCAUGAAUGUGAUCUAAGGUAUCUUAGUAGUCACCAUCCUCAAGCUAGUACGGGAUUGUUGUCUGACUCUGUGAAACGCAGAUUCAAGGAUUCUCGCACCAUUUAUACUGCAGGUGAUAUCAUCAAAGAUGUGCGACAAAAUUUUGGUGUGACCAUAAGCUACUCUAAAGCUUGGAGAAGCCGAGAGUUAGCUUUAAAGAUAAUUAGAGGGUCUGCAGAAGAAUCAUAUGCUCUUCUCCCUUCCUAUUGUUAUGUAUUGGAGCGUACAAAUCCUGGAACUUUGACAUACAUUGAGACUGAUGCAGCCAACCACUUUUUAUAUUUUUUUAUGUCAGUUGGUGCAUGCAUAAGAGGAUUUAAGUGCUCAAUGCGUCCUGUGAUUGCUGUUGAUGCUACCCAUUUGAAGUGCAAGUACAAAGGUGUUUUGUUUGUUGCCACCGCAUUUGAUGGAAAUCGUAAUAUAUAUCCUCUUGCCUUUGGGAUUGGAGAUUUAGAGACGGAUGCGGCUUGGGAGUGGUUUUUCACAAAACUACAUUGUGCAAUUGGUGAUUGCUCGAAUCUUGUUGUCAUAUCUGAUCGAAAUCUUAGCAUAGAAAAUGGGUUGAAAGGAGUUUUUCCUGAGGCAGCACAUGGUGUUUGCUUUUAUCACUUGAAGGGCAAUAUGAAAGCCUCAUUUAAGUUGAAGAAGCGGGAUCCGAUAUUGGGGUUUUUUGUGCGGGCGGCUAAGUCUUACCGUCUAGCAGAGUUCAAUCGUUAUUUCUCCAUGAUAAACAACGAGCGAGUGCAAACUUAUCUAGUACGUGCAGGGCUCCAUAAGUGGUCUCGAGCCCAUUGUGAUGGACGACGAUAUAAUGUCAUGACAACUAAUAUUGCAGAGUCCAUUAAUUCAGUUCUUCGUUUUGCAAGGAUGCUUCCGGUGGUACACUUGAUCGAGGAAAUUAGGAAUAUGCUUCAGAAUUGGUUUAGUCAACGUCGAGAUUUGUCAAUGAAAUGUAAAUCUAUGUUGUGCCCUGAUUUAGGUGAAAAGAAGUUGAGGAAGAGAUUAGACGCUGCUUCGAGGAUGAAUGUGGUUAAAAUCAAUGAUAUGGAGUAUAAUGUGCUUGAUGGUGAUAUGAACGGUCUCGUGCACUUGCAAAACUAUAGUUGUACGUGUAGGAAGUUUGACUUAGAGCAACUCCCGUGCAAGCAUGCUAUUGCGGUAUGUCGGCACUUGAAAUUGAACCCAUACUCAUUUGCCUCUUUAUAUUACACUCAAGCUACAUGGGCAGCUGCAUAUGCUGAAUCCAUUUAUCCUGUACCACCUCAAGGGACAUGGGUUGUUCCCGAAAAUGUCCAAAAUGUAAAUCUCCUCCCUCCUAUUUCAAAGGUUAUGCUGGGCCAUCGUAAGACGCAAAGAAUACCUUCUAAAGGAGAGGACUCGCGAGAAAGAAAAUGCUCAAGGUGCGGUGUGAAGGGCCAUUAUCGAAGUACAUGCAAAGAAGCUAUUCCCGUCACUAACAAGAAGCAGAUCAUUUAG
Molecule: messenger RNA, 2079 nt
Organism: Prunus mume (Japanese apricot)
Lineage: Eukaryota; Viridiplantae; Streptophyta; Magnoliopsida; Rosales; Rosaceae
Source: RefSeq, a predicted model, not a curated record